This is a messenger RNA of Acanthoscelides obtectus, 582 nucleotides long. NCBI's taxonomy places the organism in Eukaryota, Metazoa, Arthropoda, Insecta, Coleoptera, Chrysomelidae. The record is from the annotation of a GenBank genome assembly.
UAUAAUCAACCUACUUUACAACUACUUUUUGUUCACUGUUUGAAUUGGAAUUAGAAAUGCUUCUGAUCCGCCACUGAUCGGCGGCCCGCUAGGUUUUCCGUUGAGCCUGCGGCGGGCGGCAUGGGGCCCCGCGUUGAGUCAGACGACAACGGACCGGCCUGCCAGACCUCCGAUCCGCGAAGCGCCAACGGUGGUGGUUUAUUGUUUCGCGAAGAGCGCUCCUGUACUAACGCGCCUACCGCAACUUCGUGCUUCGAGCGCUUACUUUUGCCAGACACAUUCAUACCUGUAUUCGACAUGGCUGUGUUCACACUUCAUCUCGCGAUCGUCGCGCUAUGUGUGGUUUUCGUAAAUUGCCAGGAUGCAACAACCCUUGCCCCGCAGACAUCCCCUCAAGAGGCAGCCGAUGCUCCAGCGGCAGCUGAUGCUGAAGCAGCAGCAGAUGCCCCAGCGCCAGAAACCUCCCCUCAACCAGAGCCUACUAACCGUUCGGUUCCAAAAGAUGUAGUUGUGCCAGAACAGGUGAGUUUUUCCUCUUCAAGGUCUAUCGCUUUUUCAAGUACGUUGUUAAAUUCUAAGUAA